This is a messenger RNA of Carassius gibelio (silver crucian carp), 1303 nucleotides long. RefSeq names its product carboxy-terminal domain RNA polymerase II polypeptide A small phosphatase 2. The record is from RefSeq and is a predicted model, not a curated record. Bases 337 to 1113 code for a protein of 258 amino acids. NCBI's taxonomy places the organism in Eukaryota, Metazoa, Chordata, Actinopteri, Cypriniformes, Cyprinidae. The transcript has 7 exons. Gene Ontology annotation, molecular function: RNA polymerase II CTD heptapeptide repeat phosphatase activity.
CAUGUUGUUGGAGAAAAAGUGAGGGCUUUACCUAGACAAGAAGGGGCUAUGGAUAAAUAUACAAGCGAUAAAGUAAACCGAGACGCGAAGCCUAAAAAAUAGCAGAUUAGAGAAAACAACAACAAAGUAACGUUAUCAUGCCCCUCCCAUGUGGAAGAGAAUAGAAGGCGGGAAUAAAUAAAUAUCAAAAUAUUUUGUCGCCGUAGGUUUGAGAUAUUUCUGCGCGAAGGGAAAUUAUUCAUUUCAAGCCUCGCUAGAUUUAAUGCCACUAAAUGCGGACCGACUGUGUGUCGCUGGAAAAGGUCGGUUGGACGUUGAGGGCUGUGCGUUUGUUAGAUGGAAAGUUCUAUCAUCACUCAAGUGCAGAGAGAGGAUUCUCGGUUGUCUUCGAAAACAGAUCAGGUGAAUAAAAGCUCACCUCAGAAACCUGGGAGUAGGAAUAUCUUCAAAAAGCUCAUCUGUUGCCUUCGAGCUCAAGAUGCCCAACUGCCAACAUCACCUACCCAUGAUGCCUUGCUAGCCCCCGAGGACAAUGGGACAGUUGCCAAAGUACCAGGAGAGUGUCUGCUGCCAGCAGUGACCUCUCAGGACCAGGGGAAGAUCUGUGUGGUCAUAGAUCUGGACGAAACACUGGUGCAUAGCUCAUUCAAGCCAAUAAGCAAUGCAGAUUUCAUUGUGCCUGUGGAGAUUGAGGGGACCACACACCAGGUGUAUGUGUUGAAGAGGCCAUAUGUGGACGAGUUUCUUCAGAGGAUGGGAGAACUGUUUGAAUGUGUUCUGUUCACUGCCAGCCUUGCUAAGUAUGCAGACCCCGUGACUGACCUGCUGGAUCAGUGUGGUGUGUUCCGCACACGGCUCUUCCGUGAAUCUUGUGUCUUCUAUCAAGGCUGCUAUGUUAAAGACCUGAGUCGCCUCGGCCGUGAGCUCCACAAAACCCUGAUCCUGGACAACUCCCCUGCCUCCUACAUCUUCCACCCUGAGAAUGCUGUUCCUGUGCUCUCCUGGUUUGAUGAUACAGAGGACACUGAACUGCUUCACCUCAUCCCAGUAUUUGAAGAGCUAAGUCAGGCUGAUGAUGUCUACAGCAGACUUGAACAACUCAGGGGUCCAUAAUCCCUACACCACCAGACCAAGGCAAACCUCCAUGUUGUGUAGCACUGACUGCCAAUCACAAGCGAGCGGCUCAUAUGAUAGGAGACUCCGCCUUCUGACCUGAAAACAAACACGGAAUCUCAUAAUUUUGCUCAGCACAAAGCAUAUGCGGUUCUGCUACAUACAGUAUUGUUCAAAAUAAUAGCAGUAC